Molecule: messenger RNA, 756 nt
Organism: Kuraishia capsulata CBS 1993
Lineage: Eukaryota; Fungi; Ascomycota; Pichiomycetes; Pichiales; Pichiaceae
Exons: 1
Coding region: 1-756 (251 amino acids)
Cellular component (GO): catalytic step 2 spliceosome; post-mRNA release spliceosomal complex; Prp19 complex
Source: RefSeq, a predicted model, not a curated record
AUGGCAGAGCAUCGCUCUUUCUCUGAUGUGAGGUUCUUUCAAGGUAUAUAUAUCAGAGCAUUCCUCUCUGCUAACACAACAAUGACAGAUCUCACAGCCAAAGAAAGACUUGCGAAACUGAAGGAGUUGAAGUCGUUAAAAAGACAGUCGGCUGAUUCGAACCGAAAAGAAUUGCUCCGAGAGCACCAGCAGAAAAAGGUGGAUGCCAAGGUGCGGCUGCGGCUGGAGGAAAAGCAGAAGCAGGCUGAGGAGGAGCUCGUGCGACUGGAAUCAGAAGACAGAGGUGAAGAUCAUGACAGGCGUAAGGCUUGGGAUUGGUCGAUAGAGGAUGUCGAGCGGUGGGACGCGAAACAGAAGCGCGACAAACAUCGGAAAUCGCAGGCAGGGUUUCAAAACUAUGUUCAAAUGGCUGAGCGAGCCUACGAGAAGGAUCUAGAAGACAAGCCAGUCUCAAUAAAGUCUCACAACGACCAGAUGGAGCAGCUUGCUGAGCGUUUGGAGCAGGGGCAGGACUACGACAAGGCGAUACAGGAAUUAGUUGCGCGCUAUAGGCCGUCCAAGGACACUGUGGAGGGCUUGGUGGCCAAUCUUGCUGCAGCAAAUGAGAGGCGUAUGAAGAGAAACAGGCCUGUGGGAGAGAAUGAUAGCGGAUUCAUCAACGAUAAGAACAGGCAGUUCAACGAUAAGUUGAGUCGGCACUAUGAUAAGUACACGCGGGAUAUCCAGGAAGCAUUGGAGCGUGGGAGUGCUCUAUAA